Messenger RNA from Podospora bellae-mahoneyi, 2771 nucleotides. RefSeq lists its product as uncharacterized. Gene Ontology annotation, molecular function: GTP binding; microtubule binding; GTPase activity. NCBI's taxonomy places the organism in Eukaryota, Fungi, Ascomycota, Sordariomycetes, Sordariales, Podosporaceae. Gene Ontology annotation, cellular component: membrane; microtubule; cytoplasm. The record is from RefSeq and is a predicted model, not a curated record. The transcript is spliced from 4 exons. Bases 436 to 2697 code for a protein of 753 amino acids.
CGGAACAAGGGAAGCCCAUUCCCAGUCUCAAUCUAUCAUUGUGGCUCAUCACGGCUGCAAAAACAGCCCGAAAUACGGCCCAACACAGGAAGGCCAACUGCAGUCGGGCGGGAUGUGAACGAACCAAUCACCUACGACAAGCACAUGAAGCGUUUGUUAAAUAUGUUCCGCUGUCUUUCCGGGUCGGCUGGGCACCUUGCUGGCACAGUCUCUAUAUGGCCAAAAAAAACCUCUUGUCUUACAAAUACCCAAUUUCAUCUCUCUCUCGCUCUCUCUUUCUCCUCUUCUCUCCUUUUCUCUCUUUUCCCUCUCCAACACUCGUUGCCAACCUACCGAAGGUAGUCAGCUUUUCUUUUCCAGUGUCAUCUUUCUCGGCCUAUUUGCCCGGCCUGCCUCUGUCUCUUGGGCUUUACAGGCCUCUCUCAUCGUUACGCAAUGGUGGCUUUCGAGAGUGAGGUCCUGAGCAAGCUAUGCUCCCAGGAUCAGCUCGAACUGCUUGACGCCAUCGAUCAGCUUCGCUUACAGGGGAUCAAUAACUAUAUUUCCCUUCCUCAAAUCAUCGUGUGUGGAGAUCAAUCUUCAGGCAAAAGCUCCGUGCUACAGGCCAUCUCGGGGGUGUCGUUCCCAGUCAAUGGAAACCUCUGCACUCGCUUUCCUACCGAGUUAGUUUUGCGCCGGACACCCCACGUAAGCGCCAAAAUAUCUAUCGUCCCAAGCGACUCUCGGACCGAAUCUGAACAGGCUUCGCUGCGUGGAUUCCAGGAACAGCUAGACGACUUUGCGGGUCUCCCCAAGCUGAUCGACGAGGCUAAGCUUGCGAUGGGCAUUUCAACACAUGGUAAAGCCUUCGCCAAAGACAUCCUCAGGGUUGAAAUCACAGGUCCUGACCGUCCGCACCUCACCAUCGUUGAUCUGCCCGGUCUCAUUCACUCUCCGACAAGACAGCAGUCGGCCUCCGAUGUUGAGCUUAUCCAAGAAGUUGUGCAGGGCUAUAUGAAAGAGCCCAGGUGCAUCAUCUUGGCUGUCGUCUCUGCCAAGAAUGACUUUGCCAACCAGGUGGUCCUCAAGCUGGCGCGUGCCGUGGACAGCAUUGGUAGUCGGACAUUGGGGGUCAUCACAAAGCCCGAUGACUUGACCCCAGGAUCUGACCGUGAAGCUCUUUAUCUAUCUCUCGCAAGAAACCAGCAAUUCGAGUUUCGCCUUGGCUGGCACGUACUGAAGAAUAUGGAUUCUGAGAAAGGCACUUCAACUCUGGGUGAGCGUGAUGCAAACGAAGCAGAGUUCUUCCGCAAAGGUUCCUGGACCGGGUUGCUUUUUUCUCAUCUCGGCAUUUCCAACUUGAGGACUCGUCUAAGCAAGGUUCUUCUGGGACAGAUUGCAGCUGAACUCCCGAGCUUGCUGAGCGAGAUUGACGAAAAGUUCAAAGCCUGUCAACUUCAGCUCCAAACGCUCGGCCAACCCAGAGAUUCGCCUGACAAACAAAGACGGUACCUCCUUCACCUAAGCCAGGCGUUCCAGGCUUUAGUUACGGCUUCAACGAGCGGCAGUUAUAACGACGAGUUCUUCGAGGACGCAAUGACAGCGGUUGGAUAUAAACAGCGCAUCCGAGCUGUCAUCCAGAACCUCAAUGAAGCGUUCGCCGAGGAGUUGGCAAAGGCGGGGCAUUUUCGGGCCAUUGGGGAUUUUGAGUCAACAUCAAACCUCGGGGCUUCGCUCAAACCACAGCAGGUGACGAGGGAUGAAUUUUUGAACCACAUUGAGGAGGUGAUUCGGAGGACCCGUGGACGGGAGCUGCUGGGCACGUUCAACCCACUAGUUAUUGUGACGCUUUUUCAUGAGCAAUCUCAGCACUGGGAACAGAUUGCUCGCCAGCAUGUCGAGAAGAUGUGGCGAGCUGCUGGUCGCUUUCUGGAGUUGGUCAUCGAUCACAUUGCAGACCGCUCAACCUCUCGUGGGUUGAAGAACGAGAUCUCUGGGCCUGCCAUGCAAAGAAUCAGGAGGGAGGUAGCCGACAAGACCGCCGAGCUGGUUGCUCCGCAUCAAAAGGGUCAUCCCAUCACAUACAACCAUUAUUUCACCGAAACGCUCCAGAAGGUCCGGCGCGAGAGGGACUCCAAGAGGACAGAGAGAAUUCUCCGUAACUUCUUCCAGAUUUCUGACACAAAUGAUUUAACCAACGUGCGGAUUGGGCAUCCUGGCUCCAGCCAUGUUGCUGCGUGGGAUAUUCCAAAAUUGGUUACGUCCCUUGCCGACACCAACGAGCCAGAUAUGUGCCGCUUUGCAGCCAACGAAGCUUUGGACUGCCUGAACGCCUACUAUAAGGUUGCCUUGAAACGUUUCGUUGAUAAUGUUGCUGUUGAGGUCAUUGAGACAAAGCUCAUCUCUGUUUUGCACGACAUUCUUUCCCCACUCGGCGUGUAUGAGAUGUCAGCCACGCUGAUUUCUCGCAUCGCGGGAGAGUCCGAAGAGAAUCGCGCCGAACGUGAACAGCUUACCAAACAGCUUGAUGUCCUGCGAAACGGUCUUGAGACUUGCAAGAGGUUCGCGGGGUUUCGAGCCAGUGGUGACUCAGUUUUUGUGUCUAUCAAGACAGCUGGCAAUUCCCCUAUGACUGGCGACUUCGAUAGCGACAAGGAAUCUCUAGUGAAGAUAGAAGAAACCGAUGCACAGCGAGAACAGGAAACAUCUUCUGUUUAGGUCACCACCCAUCUUGCUAGAAGAGCCAGAACCGGGACCGGAAGUAGAGCCUGAGCCGGAGCCGGAGUCGGAGC